Messenger RNA from Klebsormidium nitens, 1661 nucleotides. The record is from the annotation of a GenBank genome assembly. Lineage: Eukaryota; Viridiplantae; Streptophyta; Klebsormidiophyceae; Klebsormidiales; Klebsormidiaceae.
AGAAUGGUCAAGGAGGAGCUUAGGGACCAGGAACGGUCCAAGAUCCCCCGCUCGGUGGACCUCUCGAACCGCGUGCUUUGCAUAGUGCAGACAACCAAAGAAGACCCGUUGUCAGGGGUGUUGCUCACGGAGAGCAUGCUCAUAAAGUACCGAGCUCUGCACAGAAACGGCUUUGGGGCGGAUUUCACUGCGGGCAUCAUAAAGAAGACCCUGGUGAAGCUGGCGAAUGGGGACACGGCCAUCAAGCAGAUCCUGGUCUUCGCCAUCGUGGCUGUCAACCCCUAUUCUGGUGAGAAGAAUUAGCUUUCCUUGUCGUGAUGCAGAAAGGGGGAACCGCCAAGAACAGCAACGUGCACAACCGCUUCUGGACGCCCCUUAUCACAUCCUGCAAGAGCGCCGAGGCGCUGAGGAGAUUCAACUACUGCGUUCUAACCGAAGAGGGGCCUCUGGCGAAGCAUGGCGGCAGCCCCAACACACUCAACUUCGGCAUCGCGAGCUGGGGAACUGGUUCGGAUCAAAAACUGUUCCAGGGAGACCAGGUGCGGGCCUAUCCCAAGACCCAAAUCAAAAGAAGGGAAAAGGAAGGCCAAGCGGCCCGGGCCAAGAGACCGGCGGAAGCUGGCAAUCUAUGCGGGGUGGUAUGCGUCCAAAACGCCCAAACUGGAGGAGCCGAAGCUGGAGAGCAAAGUCGAGGGGAACCUCGUGGGCGAACGCAUCAAGGUGUUGUGGGAGAAGGGAUCGCACAAGGACGUGAUGAAGGACUGGCUCUUUCCGGGCCUUGUCGUGUCGCAUGAUGCGGUGCGGGGCACGCACCAUGUCAUCUACGACGACUUCUCUCAGGAGGACGAGUACCUAAACGAGCUCAAGUACCACAUCUGCCGGCCUGGGGAGAAGGACAUGGAGGUCGUGGGACGUGACUACGUCCCAAAUUCGUACGCAGGGUUCUUGGAGGGCGCCGACGCCGACGCGGACGCCGACGCGGACGCCGACGUGGACGCCGACGUGGACGCCGACGCGGACGGGGAUGGCGGUGGGGCUUCAGGUUCUGGAAGGAGAAGCGGGAAGAAGCGCAAGAACGAGGACCGAAGUGCGGGGAAUGACGCCGGCCCUUCGGCGCCCGCUUCGCCCGCAACGGCUGCGAAGCGCGCGAAGCCCGCGACGCGCGCGACGCGCGCGACGCCCGCGAUCCGGGUUGGGAAAAAGUUGUCGUCGCGAGCAACGGCCCCGCUGGUCCUUAGUGACACCGAGGAGAGUCACAACGAGGAGAGCCAGGCAGUCGCCACACUGAACGUUGAUGGGGCUCGCACCAGGAGCGGGAAGGAAAAGCUGUGCAGCGACGGGGAGGGAAGAAACCAUGGGGCGACUUCGGGCGGCAGUGGAGCAUACGUGGCGACUGACGUACCAAAGCGGAAACGAAGCCGUCCAGGAUAUAUGCGUCUUGGGUAGUGGGAGGGUAGGAGAGAGACAAGGAAGGGUAGGAGGACCCAUGAGGUUAAAGGGAAUAGGUUGUUUGUGGGGAGAUUGUACAUAAUAAGGGGGGGGGGGUUGCACGUCAAGUAGCUCGUGCUAAAUCGGUCUUGUCAUGCACUCUGGUGAUCACUUGCUAGUCGCCGUCGUUGAUGCACUCAAACAAGAAUGCAAUGAAUGUGUAGUUCAUGGGA